UCAUAAAGUGAAGAUCUAUCAGUUUUCAUUGCAUUUCAAAAAUGUUUCCGAAGUUCUCAAUAGUAGUCGUCCUACUUGCUAGUAUCUUGGUUGUCAGUGCACAAAGCGAAAAAUGUGGUGAAAAUGAAGAAUUUUCUAGAUGUGGAUCCGUUUGUCCGGAGACGUGCAACAGUGAAUCACAUCGUGAUUGUACAAAGCAGUGUAUCGUCGGAUGUUUUUGCAAAGAUGGGUUUGUAAAGGGAAACGAUGAAAAGUGCAUACCAAAAUCGAGUUGUUAGGUGUCUAAAUACCAACUGGUCAUCUACAUUAGCUGGACUUUUUUGUGCUUGAAUGUAAUAAUUUAUAUAUGUUAAAUAAAAAUUAAGUAUGUGCAAAAAUCUUGCCAGAAGUUAAGCCAGUGUAUAUACAGUUAAAAAAAACAUGCAUCUGCGGAAAUAUCUUUUUAAUAUCUUUU
This is a messenger RNA of Teleopsis dalmanni, 454 nucleotides long. Its product is annotated as chymotrypsin inhibitor-like. The record is from RefSeq and is a predicted model, not a curated record. Bases 42 to 278 code for a protein of 78 amino acids. NCBI's taxonomy places the organism in Eukaryota, Metazoa, Arthropoda, Insecta, Diptera, Diopsidae. The transcript has 2 exons.